Molecule: messenger RNA, 1224 nt
Organism: Aspergillus aculeatinus CBS 121060
Lineage: Eukaryota; Fungi; Ascomycota; Eurotiomycetes; Eurotiales; Aspergillaceae
Product: putative C2H2 transcription factor (Con7)
Exons: 3
Coding region: 1-1224 (407 amino acids)
Biological process (GO): regulation of DNA-templated transcription
Source: RefSeq, a predicted model, not a curated record
AUGGACAACAGACCUGCUUCGGAGUACGCGCAGUCAGGUUCGCACUUUCCAUAUCCACUGUCUGCCGCGACUCAUCAUUCUGAACUCCCCGCUGCAGACCAGGCUUCUGCUGCUGCCACUGCUCAAUACACUCCCCAACCGGAGGUUCGCCCGACUCCCCAGUACACGCCUCAACCCGAGGUCCGCCCCGCCGCCAACAUCUCUUCAUCCAACACACCUCAGUCGGACUACGGUCUGAACCAACCCGCCGCCGCGCGCUCCCCUGCCUAUCCCGAAUACCUCGCCCGCCCACCUCAGUACCAUCACGCCCCCAACACCCAGGCCGGUGGUGCGGCAGGUAUGGCUCAAGCAACAAGUCCGUCCAUGACCACCCUCAAUAAUGGGCAACACCAUGACCCACGCAAUCAUCACACGAACGUGAAGUCUGACGCAGACGUUCCUAUAGAUCCCUCAAUCGCGGCCUCCAGCCCCACCUAUCCUCCUCCUUACUCGCCUUAUCAGCCGCAGGGCCAUGACAUGGCUCAAUACCAGGGUCACCCCCCUCCUCCCCCUCCUCAGAUGUAUGGGCGUCCGGAAUGGUCGCAUGGUUAUGGACACAAUCAACACGGUCUUCCUGGACCAUAUAACGCUCCUGCCACAACGGUUGGUCCCGCCUCCCCUGCUGCGACCGCAGGGCCGCGCCCUGGCCAGGUAUACUCAUUCGUUCCCAUUCCCGGCGCGCAACAACACAAACGCCCUCGCCGGAGAUAUGAGGAGAUUGAGCGUAUGUACAAGUGCGGUUGGAAUGGAUGUGAGAAGGCUUACGGUACUCUCAAUCACUUGAAUGCGCAUGUGACGAUGCAAUCGCAUGGUGCGAAGCGUACACCUGAGGAAUUCAAGGAAAUUCGCAAGGAAUGGAAAGCUCGGAAGAAGGAGGAAGAGGCUCAGCGCAAGGCCGCUGAGGAGCGCGAGCGUGCCGCCGCCCAAGCUGCUCAGUCCAACCCAGUGGAUGCGCCCAACCCUGCGGAUCCCGCCCAGGGUGGCCAACCGCCAGCGUACCCCGGCGGUGUUCGGCCUCAACUCCCUCCGAUCGGAUACCAACCUGCUGAUGGCCAGGUGCCCGGGCAGUACGGAGCGGCUGCUGGUGGCAUGGUUUACCAGGGUAAUGGGCAGAUGGCCUACCCUCCCAAUUACCCUCACUCCCCCUAUGGGCAAGCGGGCCAAGUGUACCAGCCACGUAAGUAG